Drosophila eugracilis is the source of this 537-nucleotide messenger RNA. RefSeq lists its product as uncharacterized. The record is from RefSeq and is a predicted model, not a curated record. The coding region runs from base 1 to 537 and encodes 178 amino acids. The transcript has 4 exons. Lineage: Eukaryota; Metazoa; Arthropoda; Insecta; Diptera; Drosophilidae.
AUGGAGAGGCAACAAGUUAUUUAUUUAUCCGUACUCUGGCUAAAUAUCCUUUGUAUUACUAACGGGGCCUACAAGUUUAACUCAUUAACUUGCGAGGUUGUUCCACCGGCAAGUAUUAACAAUUAUGUGUGCCGCAUAAAGGCGAUUGAUCGAAAACAUAAUAUGCUUAGCGUUGCAUCCUACGCUCUUAAAAACGUCUCAGAGUUUGGAAUCCAUUUUAAAAUGGUUAAAAGAGAGAUUGGCGGUUGGCAUCCUUUUUUGUACGACAUGAAAUUGGACCUUUGCGAGUUCUUUAAGAACCGAAGGAAGUUCUUUAUUCCUAAUUUUAUAUAUUCCUUUAUGAAGUCAUUCACAAAUAUCAAUCACACAUGCCCAUAUCUGGCUGGCGCAGACUUGGGACUUUGGAAUUGGACACCAGACGAAGCUGGAGUCUUAUCAAAAUUUCCAGUUGAACAUGGCCAAUACGGUUUGCACACAACUUGGUACUUUAAUAAAAAACUGGCAUUCAAAAUGAAUGGUUCAGUACUAUUCUUUUAA